This is a messenger RNA of Seriola aureovittata, 3182 nucleotides long. It is a transcript of the gene arhgef25b, whose product is annotated as Rho guanine nucleotide exchange factor (GEF) 25b. Bases 300 to 2327 code for a protein of 675 amino acids. Gene Ontology annotation, molecular function: guanyl-nucleotide exchange factor activity. The record is from RefSeq and is a predicted model, not a curated record. NCBI's taxonomy places the organism in Eukaryota, Metazoa, Chordata, Actinopteri, Carangiformes, Carangidae. Gene Ontology annotation, cellular component: cytoplasm; plasma membrane. Gene Ontology annotation, biological process: axon guidance. The transcript has 16 exons.
CUCAUAAUCUUUGCCCACUAUCUGACCACACAGAGAGGCUCGGGAGUGGAGGAGAGGACGGCCUCUCUGGUUUUCUGCUGCUGUUUGUCUUCAAAUCAUGGGAUAGUAACAGCAUUUUUGUCUCAGGGUUUUUGUACUCAGAUUUGGACAAUGACUGUUGAGCACUGUGGACACUUUUCCUCUCAUCUCCUCAUGGGAUUACCACAGGAAUAGUGUGUGUGCAUGUGCUUAUGUGUGUGUCCUUCCAGCACUAUGCCUGCUUCUGAUAGUAUUGGGUCUAGCAGCAGGAGUGGAUCAUCAUGAGAGGGGGUCACCACCAGCGAGGGUGUGGGUGUCAGCACCUGUUCAGAAAACUGCUCAGCAAAUGUGGCUGCUGCUUUGUCCGAGUCAGAGCAGAGUCGUACUCUAUGGCGGGCAGUGAUGGUAGUAUCGCCCCAUCAGUGGGCUCUGUGCCCCACCAGGCCUCAGGCAGCUCCAGCCCCGGCUCACACUCCUCAUCUGGAGGAUCACGGCACCCUGUCAGUGCCCUGAAGAAGUGGCUCACCAACCCCGUCCGCAAACUGAGCUCUGAUGCCAGAGGAGGAGCAGGAAAAGUCGAGAAGCAGAUGUGCAGGUCAGACGGGAGGCAGCCGCCUUUGCUUCUUUCCCACAGUGAGGCUCAGCCGAGGCCCCUGGAACCGCACGGUAACUACACCAUCCUCCCCUCUGGAGACACGGUGAGGAGAGACAGUUUGGCAAGUCCAGCAGCUUCUUCUCCUAUACAGCCGUCGUGUCAGAGCCACUUAUCUGACCUCCUGCAGGACAGAGACACACGGAGUCUAAGUCAAAAAUCCAGCAUCAACACUCUCCAGGGAGAAGACAGCUGUACUGUGACUGACGACUCAGGUAGUCAGUGGUCUGCCAUGGUGGACAGCGAAGAGGAGAGAAACAUUGCCUUAGAGAAGAGCAUAUAUGUGCUGACAGAACUCAUAGAGACAGAACGGCUGUAUGUGGAAGAUCUCGGCCUCAUAGUGCAGGGCUACAUGGUCACCAUGGCCAAUCAAGGAGUUCCAGAGGACAUGAAGGGGAAGGACAGGAUUGUGUUUGGAAACAUCCACCAGAUCUACGACUGGCAUAAAGAUUAUUUCCUGGCAGAGCUGGAGAAAUGUGUGGGUGAUCCAGACAGCUUGGCCCAGCUCUUCAUCAAACAUGAACGACGUCUUCACAUGUACGUGGUUUACUGUCAGAACAAACCCAAGUCAGAGCACAUUGUCUCUGAGUACAUUGAGACCUACUUUGAGGAUCUCAGGCAGCAGUUGGGUCACAGGCUGCAGCUCAAUGACCUGCUCAUCAAACCUGUCCAGAGGAUCAUGAAGUAUCAGCUGCUGCUGAAGGACUUCCUGAAGUACUACAGUAAAGCGGGAAGGGAUGUUGUGGAGCUGCAGAAGGCCGUGGAGGUGAUGUGUUUCGUGCCAAAACGCUGUAAUGAUAUGAUGAAUGUAGGCAGGCUCCAAGGUUUCGAGGGUAAAAUCACAGCUCAGGGGAAGCUGCUGCAGCAGGAUACAUUCUCUGUCAGCGAGCAGGAAAGUGGCUUCCUGUCCAGAGCGAGGGAGAGGCGGGUCUUCCUGUUCGAGCAGCUGGUCAUCUUCAGUGAGCCAAUUGACAAGAAAAAAGGCUUCUCGUUGCCAGGGUACACGUUUAAAAACAGCAUCAAGGUCAGCUGUUUGGGCGUGGAGGAGCACUCUGAGGAAGAUCCAUGCUGUCUGGUCCUGACCUCUCGGGGGACUGACAGCAGUGUGACACGCUUCAUCAUGCAGGCAUUAUCUCCGGAAAUACAGCUGGCUUGGCUUAAUGACGUGGUCCAGAUCUUAGAGACUCAGAGGAACUUCCUUAAUGCCCUCCAGUCCCCGAUAGAGUACCAACGCAGGGAAAGCAAGUCAAACAGUCUGGGCAGGAACAUGAAGUCUCCAACUGCGUCAGCAUCUGGCCUGCGACCUCACUCCUCGGCAUCCAUGGACCGACGUCAGCAGCCCCGCCUGCUUUCUUACAACGCCUCCCUGCCCUCUCUUCAUCCGCCCAAACACUGCCCUGCCUCGAAGGCGGUUUCCAACCCUUGUGCUGUGACACCUCGAGCAGCUCACUCGCCACUGUCCUCCCACAAUCAGCUCAGUUUGUGCACAGAGGUGAGACACGACCGUGAGACGUCUAACGGUCUGACGCCCUGCAGCCAGCACAGCAUGCAGGGUGUGACUGCUAAUUUCCAGGCAGUCACAUUUAAGGGUGAGGGUGGGACUUAUUCAUCACAUGGAUCAAACAACCUGGAUCAGCUCACAGAGAGCGAGCAGUAAUGCCCCACGAUGAAACACAAACUCACUUUACCCUUCUGAAGUGGGAGUGCCUCGACCGAGUCAGAGUGCUCUGUCAGCGUUGUUUGACUUGUUUCACUCCUACAAAGAAGUUAUCAAGGUAUCAGUGUCUCCAUCUUCACAUUUUUUCCCAAAUUUCCUUCCAAGUUUCUUUCAAAUCCCAUCAUGGUGCAGGCUAAUCUGGAUUUGAUCUUGGUUUGAUUGUGUUCGUCAGAGUGUGUGUGCGUACACUGCAUAUACACAUCUACAGGUGGUGAUGACAGAUGAGAUGAAGUGUGUGAAAAGAUGUUGUUGAAGCACCACAGGGACUUCAUGUACUUCAUAUUGUAUAUGUAUAAAUUUCUUACUUUUUCCACUGAAAUUUCCUGAUGGAUAUUUUUGUAAUGCAUAAUAUUUUUCAUAAGGGACCAAUUCCUUUUUUUCCGCAAGAGUACUGGGCUCUCACAUCCCUUAACACAGUCGUACUCGCUUUCCUGAAAUGGCUGUAUCCUUGACUUCACUGGGUGACUGUAGAUUCCAGUUUCACUGUGGGAUCUGAAUCCUUUCGAGCUGUGAAGUAUGUCUGUGUAUUCCCUGAAGAUUAGCAAAUAUCUUGUGUUUUUCCCGUUGGUGGGCUAUUUUAACCCUGCCAUUGUUAGAGUGUUAUCUGAACUAAACACACAACAACUCACACAAAGCGCGUGUCAUAAUCGAGCAGAAAGAGGAAAAAGGGAACAAAGAUAAAACAGAGGUGCUCAUAUGUCACUGUCAUCUUGAAUGUAAAUAAUCUCAUGUGGAAUCAUAUCAAUAAAACUUGUUGUGUCUGAUACACACAGAAUUAAAGAGAAAUGCUGUUCA